CAUUUGAAGCAUCGAGUGGGCAAGUUCCAGAAUCUGGUCAACAGCAACCAUCGCCACGAUGAGGAGCACGAACAGAAGACUGAUGCCAAGCGCACUCGAAUCGGAGAGUCGCAUCGUUUCCAGUCCUUUGCUCCGGAGCGCAAUGGCAACAACAUCAAGUGGUAUGUCGACGGCCGGGACUACUUCUGGGCUGUUUCCGUCGCACUGGAGAGAGCCAAGGAGACCAUCUACAUUGAAGACUGGUGGCUCAGUCCGGAGCUGUUUUUAAGGAGGCCGCCAGCUGAGAACCAACACUGGCGUCUCGACAACAUCCUCAAACGUGCCGCGGAGCGUGGCGUCAAGAUUUAUGUUGUUGUAUACAGAGAGGUCGAACAGGCUUUGACCUGCAACUCGCAACACACCAAGCAUGCGCUACAUUCGCUCUGUCCAGAAGGUACGCCGGGUGCUGGCAACAUCAAGGUGAUGCGCCAUCCCGACCACAAUGUCCUCGAAAACGCCUCGGACAUGACGUUUUACUGGGCUCAUCAUGAGAAGUUCAUCGUGAUUGAUUACGACAUGGCUUUCAUAGGUGGACUGGAUCUUUGCUUUGGUCGCUGGGAUAAUCGACAGCAUCCUCUCGCAGAUGCUCAUCCUGCUGGGGUAGCUAAGGAAGUGUUCCCAGGACAGGACUUCAACAACAAUCGAAUCAUGGAUUUCCAGAGUGUCCAGGACUGGAAGAGCAACGAGGUCUCCAAAGCUGAUUAUGGACGCAUGCCGUGGCACGAUGUCGCAAUGGGUGUUAUCGGACCUUGCAUCUAUGAUAUUGCGGAGCACUUCGUCCUGAGGUGGAACUUCUGCAAGCGUGACAAGUACAAGAGAGAUGAUAGAUAUGACUGGCUCACUCUCACGGGUCGCACUGGUGAUGAUGAGGAUCUCAUUGGCGUUCAGAGACCCAAACAUCCUGUCGGAGAUUACCAAAAGGGUUACCCGUCGACUGAAGUGGACAAAGGCCAUAUCGUUGUCGAUGGCCCAGUUCAUGCUCAGCUUGUGCGUUCCUCGGCGGAUUGGUCUUCCGGAAUCCUGACCGAGCAGAGCAUCCAAAACGCCUACUGCCAAGUCAUUCGAGAUGCGAAGCAUUUCGUGUACAUUGAGAACCAGUUCUUCAUCACCGCAACGGGCGAGGACCAAACACCCAUUCACAACCAAAUUGGCGCGGCCAUCGUCGAUGCUUGUGUAAAGGCUGCGAAAGAGGAUCGCAAAUUUCGCGUGAUCAUCAUGAUGCCUGCUAUUCCUGGCUUCGCGGGAGACCUUCGCGACAACGCUGCAGCGGGCACCAGAGCUAUCAUGGACUAUCAAUACAAGUCAAUUAGCCGUGGUGAUCACAGCAUAUACGGGAGAAUCAAGGCAGCAGGUUUUGAUCCCACGAAGUACAUAUUCGUGUUCAACUUGCGGUCUUACGAUCGCUUGAACAAGACACCUGCUCUCCAACGUCAAGAAGAGAAGAGUGGCAUCAACUACCAAGAGGUACAGCGUGCUCAGGCUGAAGAGGUCAUGUCUGACGCUGUCCACGGGAGUGAGGCUCACGAAGGUGGCGCCAGUGCCGGCAACCCGAACGAAGAUCCCAAAGUCCUGGCUGAGAAGAAGGAGAAGUUCGAGGCAGAACGAGAGUACGAGCAGGAGGGCGAGCAUAGCAAUGACUCGAUUGCGCACAACGCUAUGUUGAACGGCAAGAAGCCGAGUGAAGAGCCAUAUGUCGGUCGUGACGAGAACGGCAAGAGGAACUUCGUGCAGGAGGAGCUAUACAUCCACGGCAAGCUCCUGAUCGUGGACGACCGCAUUGCUAUUUGUGGCUCCAGCAACAUCAACGACCGAUCUCAGCUCGGCUACCACGACUCCGAGCUCGCCAUCGUCAUGGAGGAUACUACCCCUCUCGAGUCAAAGAUGAACGGUCAAGAGUACCGCGCUGGUCUCCACGCCGCCUCUCUCCGCCGCAUGUUGUGGCGAGAGCAUCUCGGUCUUCUUCCAGCGCAGGAAUUGGAUGCAACCAACGAUCCGAAUGCUCAGCCACCAGGCGACGGCGACAACGAAUGGCACGCCGGCGACGAGUGGGACAAAUUCGUCGAAGAUCCGCUCGACGACGAGCUGUGGAAAUUCUGGACCAAGCGCGCGACGAUCAACACCGCCGUCUUCCGCCACUUGUUCCACGCCGAUCCUGAUGACAACGUCAAGACCUUUGAGGACUACGAUAAGUUCUUGGGCGCCAAGGGGUCGAGGAAGGCGGGCCAUAUCUAUGAUCUGUUCCAGCCAGUGGAUGUCGCGAGGCAGGAGCUCGACAAGAUCAAGGGGCAUGUUGUGUGGAUGCCCUUGAAGUUCUUGCAGGAUGCGCCCAUGGCGGAGAAAGGAGUGGCCGUGAACUCGAUCACGGAGAGUAUUUAUACUUAA
Zymoseptoria tritici IPO323 is the source of this 2421-nucleotide messenger RNA. RefSeq lists its product as uncharacterized. Gene Ontology annotation, molecular function: D-type glycerophospholipase activity. The record is from RefSeq and is a predicted model, not a curated record. The transcript is spliced from 5 exons. Gene Ontology annotation, biological process: cell motility; intracellular signal transduction; phosphatidic acid biosynthetic process. NCBI's taxonomy places the organism in Eukaryota, Fungi, Ascomycota, Dothideomycetes, Mycosphaerellales, Mycosphaerellaceae. The annotation marks the transcript as partial.